Molecule: messenger RNA, 387 nt
Organism: Phytophthora sojae
Lineage: Eukaryota; Oomycota; Peronosporomycetes; Peronosporales; Peronosporaceae
Exons: 1
Coding region: 1-387 (128 amino acids)
Source: RefSeq, a predicted model, not a curated record
AUGGCUUCGUCUAGUAAGUCAACUGGGCGAUACGCCUGCUCUGUUCUGCUCCUGGUUGCGUGUGCAUUCAAUCUACUGGUAUCUCGCUGCGGAGCUUCAGAUGUCACCUCCUACUCGACGACUGAACAAGUUCAGAGAACGGAUCUAACUAUCGUCCAGGUUAAGAGGAACCUGAGGGCGUAUUUCGAAGAAACCGAGCGUCUGGACGAUGAAGACCUGGAAAACCGAGUCACUCUAUCCGGCAUUGAAAAGCUGAAAGGUCUGGCCGAGGCGAUUCGCCGUUCAGCCAAUUGUAGACGGGGCGGGGAAGAUCUCUGCAGUCACACAGAAUCUCGUCAAGAAAAAAUGCACCGAAGAGAAAGUGUCCCAGCUCUUCUCCAAGUUUAA